UUCGCGGCGCAUGGAUUUGGCUUCACACCGCCACUCGGUCCGAUGGGCCAAAGGUCUUUUAUUUGACCUACUCGCACGCUGUGCACAAAAGCGCCCCAAUCGUUACAUAAAGUUACCCCAGUCACUUUGGCCUUCAAAACCUAACAGUCGGCGCCCGUGACCAAGAUGGCCCGGAGUUUGUCACGUCCAGAACUGAGACAGCUGGUGGAUUCACUGGUGCUAGACUGUGGUAACAUGGCGUCUCAUUCCAAAGCAAUGUUGUACUGCACCGCUCUGCAUUACCUGGAUGGUAAAAUCCCUUUGGACAUGACCUUUGAAGUGGACAGGUGGCCAGACUACACCGCCGUCCUGUGGACUCAAAAGGAUGAUGAAGUCUCUGUGCUAUCAUUUGAAAAGGAUUGUGUUAAUGUAUCUUUGUACUGGACCAAUGAGGAUGGCCUAAGACAGUUGUUGACAUUAACAUCUGUAGACUGGACUAGGCCACUUUUGUUCAUGGCAAUUCCCCUCAGUGGUUUGUCUGUACUGAAAGAACACCUGGAGUUACAGGGUGUUCCAUGCCCUCCUGAAGAGGAUAUUUACCUCAGUGACACUGUCUACUACCUGCAUGAAACAUGUCCCAGUAUGGACAAAGUGAACGGGACUGACGACAAGAUGACCAUAGCACCACUCAAACCUGAGCACAGCCAGCUUGUCAGCAGGACCUGGCUACAUGGGAACACUCCUGAAGCUGAGAGACAUAUUCACUAUCAGAUCAGCACCUUCCCCUCAGCCUGUGUGUAUGAUCAAGAGGGAAACCCUGUGUCCUGGAUCCUGUUCAACUAUUAUGGUUCACAAGGGGUUGGAUACACAAUACCUGAUCACAGAGGGAAGGGCUACUUUCAGCUGGCUUCAAAGUACAUGAUUAACACCUGCCUUCAAAAGGGAUUUGUGCCAUUCCUCUUUAUUGAAGACUACAAUGAGCAGUCAAGGGCCGUUCACAAGAAACUGGGGUACUCUUGGGUGGAGGCAGGGAGGUGUGCAUAUAUCUUUCUCAACAGAAACAAGUCAUCUUAGUGCACUUGUUAGAUGGAGACCUUAAUCAUUUUGAAGACAUUGGUAGAAUAUUAUUAUUACACUGUUACAAUGUCUUAUGAUACAGUAUUAUAAUACCUAUUACAGAAGGGUGCUAAAUGUAAUUCCCCUAUUAACCCUACUCCUUCAGUAAGUUGAUCAAGUACAAGGUUGUUUUAAACAUUCAUCAGUGUCAGGCUCACACAAAUAGCAACAACUGUGAUUGACACAUUUGACAAAUGUCUUACAUUUUGUACCUUGCAACAAUUCCUGAUAUCUCUGACUCUUUCACUUAUCUCGGUCAUGUAAUCGCAUUUAAUCGACGUACUGAGCGGUGAGUUACCACUUACAAUAUUGGAUGGUUAUAUACUUUCCCCCCAGCCUGUGUGUAUUACCAGGAUGGAAACCCUGUAUCAUGGAUCCUGUUCAAAUAUUAUGGUUCACAAGAGGUUGGCCACACACUGCUGGAGCACAGGGGGAAGGGCUACUUUCAGCUGGCCUCCAAGUUCCUGAUCAGCGCCUGUCUUCAGAAGGGAUACCUGCCUUUUCUCUUCAUUGAGGAUGACAACGAGCAUUCAAGGAACAUGCAUAAGAAACUGGGGUACUCUUGGGUGGAGGCAGGGUGUGUGCAUAUGUCUGAACAGAAACAAGUCAGUUGUGUCAUAGCCCACUUGUUGCAACCUUGCAUUUGAAGACCGUAGAAUAUCAAGCACUUUUCCCCAUUUGUCCUACUCUUUUGUGUGUCAGGUGCACACUGUUGAUAUACAUACAUCAGAUUAAAUAUUGAUUCACCAGG
Molecule: messenger RNA, 1846 nt
Organism: Branchiostoma floridae (Florida lancelet)
Lineage: Eukaryota; Metazoa; Chordata; Leptocardii; Amphioxiformes; Branchiostomatidae
Product: glycine N-acyltransferase-like protein 3
Exons: 5
Coding region: 166-1053 (295 amino acids)
Cellular component (GO): mitochondrion
Molecular function (GO): glycine N-acyltransferase activity
Source: RefSeq, a predicted model, not a curated record